Molecule: messenger RNA, 3543 nt
Organism: Fulvia fulva
Lineage: Eukaryota; Fungi; Ascomycota; Dothideomycetes; Mycosphaerellales; Mycosphaerellaceae
Exons: 1
Coding region: 1-3543 (1180 amino acids)
Molecular function (GO): protein binding
Source: RefSeq, a predicted model, not a curated record
AUGGACGUUCGGGAUGCCACUAUCAAGGACCACUACGAUGACCGCGACAGCUCUGACUUGGCCGUCAACAGCGAGUAUGUCGCGUCUCCUGGUCCGGACGGCAUAGUCAUUCGAAAGAUCUCUGCCAGUCACGAAGACAAGUAUACCGUUCGAUAUCAAUCUAGAUCGCAACGAUGUCUGGCCCUGGCCUUCAGUCCAUUGAGGCUGAACCUUUUGGCUGCUGCAAAUGGGCCACAAGUUUUGAUCUUCGACGUGGAGAAAAGGCGAGCUCGUAAUGUCUUGAAGGGCAAUGGCAGAGUCGUUACUCACAUUGCUUGGGCUCAUGACGAUCCCAGAGCGCUUGCCACUGGUUCGGCUGAUGGAGCGAUAUGCAUCUGGUCCUUGAGAACAUCAUCUACGCCGCUGUAUCAGCUGCGAGGCAUAAAUUCUCCGUGCUAUGCGAUCGCUUUCAAGUCGGACGAUUGGCGAUAUCUGGCAGCCAGUCACGAUGGUUCAGUGUCAACCUGGAAUGUUGCCCGGAACCGUCCCAUUGCAGUCUCUCGACGCCGAAGCUUGAAGCCAAAAGUGUUUCGCUGGACCCAAACCAACCGCGGAACGAUUCUGAAUAUCAGCCCUGAGGGCACUGUUGAACUCUUGAAGGUUCCCAAUCCACUGGAGGCGCCCGGCCUCACGCGAUUGGCGUCUAUACAUGAGGAUUUGGACAACGAUGAUACGCCUUGGUAUCACUCUGAUAACGCAAGCUUGUCCCUGCUGGUAACUUUCGAGGUGGGCUAUCGGAUCAGGCAAGCUAGCGCAUUCGGUCGCCACGGAAUAGUAGUACUGCCUUUCCAAAGCACGACCUUAUUCUUCUAUGCUUAUCCUAUGGAUCAUGGAGAACUCAUGGAGCUGUGGCGGUUACAUGCCGAUAUCUUGAUCGACAGCUUUGCCACUAUCAGCCGCAACAACGCUGCAAACGUACUCGUUUCUUAUGCGACGUCGGCACAAUCAUAUACUGUGCCCGUGCAAGUGCUCGAUGGCAUGGGUUGGGAAGCAGAGCGAAAGGCUCUACAGCAGACGGUGAUCCGUGACAGUGGUUCAAAGCCUUCCGGCGUUGCCAAAGGCAUGAUGAGAGCUGAGCCCAGUCGCCGUGUCAAGAUUAUUUCGUCCCGGAGCCCUUUACUGUCACCAACGCCCGAGGCUGUCAUCAAGUCACCAGUCAAGCAGAAAAGGAAAGCACAAAAGAAGCUUCCCAGGGUCGAAGAGUCAGGAUCUGAAACUCCUAUCUCUCGAGCAAUGACCUCGAGCCUCGAGCUGCCUAAUGAAAGCAAUGCGGACGGAGACGAGAACGAUUCUCCGAUGCCAUUCUUGUCGCCCUCAAUUCCGGCGCGCAAGGUGUCUCCUGGUUCGAUGCUGGCACCGCUUGACGAGAGUUUAUAUCUUCCUCCACCACGAGCAUCAUUCGAUUCUAUCAGCACCAUGGCCACGAAUGACAAUGACAGCGACUCUGAUGAUGAGACGUUCGCGGCAGACAUGCAGGGCAGUAGCUCUUACUUGCCUGGGGGUGUCAACGUGCCUCUUCCAAGAAGUUGUGGGGCGGCUUUCAAUGCAAAUGGUCAACUUCUGACCUUCUUCCCCACAAGGUACGAAGAUCAGAUAGAGCUGCAGCCACAGCAAAACGAGGUGACUCGGUCCGCAGGCCGCGGUACUAGAACCACGCAGCUGUUCCCUAGCUUCGGGAACUUGGCGUCGUCCUCACCUAGCCGAGAUAGUGUCCUGGAUAGCGAUAAUGAGUCCAAUGCCGAGAAGACCGAGCCUACUGUACCGCAAUUCGCCAUAAAGCCGUCGUCUUUCGACAGCAGGCCAUCGUGGAAGCUCAAGACAUCACCUAUCAAGGCCACUUCUGCUACUUUCUUCAAUGGAGGUACUGUCAACGUCUCGGUGCAUAAUGUCGAGGAACUGACACCUACGCGUAAAUUGCUCGCUGCCAAGUAUCGGAUGCUGCAAGACGAUACAGAGGAUCUAGGUAAGGUCUGUCGUGAGAACGCUAGCUCUGCUGAGGAUGAGGACUUGCCUGCAACGGCUGAUCUUUGGCGCCUGCUGGCACUCCUGCCCGAAUCAACAGCCGCAGAUGGCUAUCAGCCCCAACGAUCUAAUGACAUGUCUGUUGUAUCGACGGGUUACGCUGGUCUUGAAACCUCGAUGAACAAUUCCCUCGCCCAGCCCCUUGCUGGACUGCCUAGCGGAUCGACAAACCUGACGUUCCCAUAUCACCCUCUUGAUAAAGCAUGGGCGUUCGAGCGCAUAUUCGCUCAAGCAGAGGCUUUGGCCAGUGUGCAGCUCCUAGCAUGUAUGUCGGCCAUCCUGAAACAAGCUUCCCAACGGCACCUACAGUCUCCCAAACUACCUCAACAACCGCCGACUACACAAUCAGUGGUAAAAGCCAAGCGAUCGCCGACUCGCGAAGUCGCUUCGAUAGAUAGCACAAGGUAUCCUCCUGGUAUCCCAAUACUGCAAGCCAGCUCCGUCCGCUCAGGCCAUUCCACAAAUUCACCGAGAAAGCGCCAUGGAUCUCAAAACUCCUCGCGCAAUGCCUCGCAGCCAGGCACACCAUACAUCGAUUCAUCUAACAGUACCCCUCCUCUGACUUUGCCAUCUUUGCCACGACAGAACUCCAAGCUCACUGUAUCGGGGUCAGUCAGUCCUGAGCAUCACCGCAGCAGCUUCAGCAUAGCUGCAAAGAAUUAUGCUGCCUCGAUCGCCGAAAAGCUGUCCUCAUACGGAUCGUCACCGCCUACGAAACGGCUGGGCACGAGUCCUGGAAACGAGCUUUCCACAAGUCUGCCAGAUCGGUCUACUGGCAGCUGGAGUAAGACUGUCUCUUUUGCGUCAAACCUUGAUGCUGGCAAAACAGAUCGACGCAGUUUGAGUCUCGCGCAGCAAGAUGACAAUUAUGACAGCGACAGGACUGUCGAUGACAGUCUCCCGCAUACGCCUAAGCAGUCCGGCAUAAGCGUUGUGUUCAAGACCAAGAAUGACAUGUUCUUUGGCGAGGAGCUGUUGCCCGCUCCGGAGCCACUUCUCACGGAACAGCUUGCCAUAAAAGGUCAUUCCUGGCGGCAAUCUUAUGCCGAGCAACUUCGUUCUUGGGAUAUGGUGCUUGAAGCAACCGAGCUUGAGAAUGUUGGAGCUUUCGACGAUCGUCCUGCUGAGGUUGCAGGUCCGAUUUCCGAUGCUUUCGUCAUACCCAUGGCAACGACUGGUCGACUUGCUGUUGAGUGCAGCAUUUGCUUUUGCUUGAUUCAAGCGGCGGAACAGAUGUGUCCUUCUUGCCUGCACGUCACGCAUCCAGCGUGUCUUGAAGAUGUAGUGUCGUCGAUAGAGGCUGGUGACUUUACGUGCCCGACAGGUUGUGGCUGUCAUUGCGCUACCGUGGACAUAUCGAACUUGCAAUUCACCAAUCUAGAGAACGGCACGGAGGAACAUGGGAAUAGGUUCGGCACCAGAAAGAAUCCUAGCCUUACUGAUCCUUUGCGUCUGCGGCAGUUUGAUUAUGGGAAUGGUUGA